Molecule: messenger RNA, 2318 nt
Organism: Cryptomeria japonica (Japanese cedar)
Lineage: Eukaryota; Viridiplantae; Streptophyta; Pinopsida; Cupressales; Cupressaceae
Product: protein SOSEKI 3-like
Exons: 5
Coding region: 571-2115 (514 amino acids)
Source: RefSeq, a predicted model, not a curated record
AAUCAGGCUAUGGAGACUUGUACAUUUGAGAUUCACUGGAAUAAGCAGCAGGUCACUAAAACCAGGUUUAAGGAAGGUGUUUCAGUAUCUGUAAUGGUGGUACUGAGUAGUUGUAUUGUCUGCCAUUUGUUACAUAGAGUUAUUAUAGCCUGUAGGUUUGCUGUACAAAGUAAAUCGAAAAUGUAGUAAUGUGACUGUUUCGAUGUUAUACGUACUGUCUCUGACAGAGUUACCCCUUGUCUCCUUUUCUUGAAUACUGUAGAUAUCCAGAGUGUUUUUCAUUACUUUGGAUGUUUUACUGCCAUUUACAUGCACCGGAUUACUUGACUCACACGAAAAUUUUAAAGUCUUCUGCAUUUUUGCAGACCUCUUCCGAUCCAUAGAUUUCUUACUAAAGCAAUACAAAUAGGCUGUACUGGUUAUCUUUAGCCUUUUGCCUUUAUUAAGUACUUGUGUCCUCAAGUCUGAAGCCCUUGUCGGAUUGCUACAGUUGGUUCUUCUGAUGCGGCUGGAGGCCCUAUUUAUUUCAAGGACUGCGUUUGCAGAUAUAUAAUAAUAACGGACUGUAUUAUGUUUAAGGCAUAUGACAUGGAUGUGAGGAUGAAGAUGAGCAGAGAUUUGAGCCCCGACCUGGCAAAGGUCUCCAUUCAGCCCAGACAUAAAGAGAUGAAGAAAAUGCAAGUGGUCUAUUAUUUGAGCAGAGGCGGCCAGCUUGAACAUCCCCACUUCAUGGAAGUUGUCCUGCCUUACAAUCAGGAGCUACGCUUGAGAGAUGUAACGGAUCGUUUGACCAUUCUGAGAGGAAAAUCUCUGCCCUCGAUGUUCUCCUGGUCUUACAAAAGGAGCUACAAGAGCGGAUAUGUCUGGAACGAUUUGUCCGAGGACGACAUUCUAUACCCAGCUGACGGAGUGGAAUACGUACUUAAGGCUUCAGAGCUCUUUGAUGGGUGUUCUGAGAAGUAUCAAGGAACCACAAGCGGCAAGACAUUAAAUCCAAAGCAUUCAUUUGAAGGACUAACAACCACCCAUUCUCAGGACAAGACUCUAAGCCUGUCUAAUACUAGAUCUCUUAUUCCUAAGAGCAAGUUAAUGGUUAAACCUGCAACUGAAAAUGGGCAUGAACAUACCCAUGGUCAUAAUGAUCUGUUACCCACUAAGCUCCCCUUUUCACAAAAUGCUUGUGGAACCCAUCCCAAAGUUAUAAUCAGAGACGAUGACAUAGGCAACCUAAGCACUAGAUCUGAGCCUCCCCAUUACCGCCCGAGAUCAGAAGACAAAACACUGAAGCAAUCCAUUAAUGUUGAUGGAGACUGUAAGCUUUUUAAGUCUGGACCCCUGGACUCCAAGAUAACUCAUGUGGUCAAUGCUGCCACACAGACCAGUGAAAGAUGUGAGAAAGGAGAAGAAGACGCAGAAGAAGCAGCAUCAAAAGAGAGCGAGAGCAGUCAGAACUCCACAGAGUUAAGUGGGGGAGAACAGUCUCCCUUAUCUUCUUCGUCAAACUGUUCUGGUCGAGUCCAUGAUGAAACCCAUCAGACAAAACCAGUCAGAAAAACAGUGAGAUUCGAGGAACCCAACAUCACCCAAUCUUCCGCUAGAUUCAGUUUGUUGCAGUUCAUCUCCUGCGGAUCACUGGGAGUAGAAGACAAUAAUAUUCAGACAGUUUCUCAUAAGCCUACCAGAUCUUCAGGGGUUACGCAAGCGCGAAUCUCAGUUGAUUCUAAGAAUAAUAUUCAGACUCAAACUGAGGUUCCUAAUAGAACGCUUGGAGAAGAGCUGGAUUUUUUGGGUGAGGAUCUACGCAUGGCCAAUGCUCAGAGGACAGAGAAGGAGUAUUUCAGCGGCAGUAUUGUUGAAAUGCAAGCCCAUGGCGAAGCAGACAACGAAGAAGAUCCCAAACUCACCAGAUCCGCUUCGUAUAAUGCAGAAGGAGGAUCAAAGUCAGAGAUGGCUGCCAUGGUUGAAACUGAAAAGGAGAAAGAUCACGUUAACACUAAGACCAAAUGCAUUCCCAGAAUAAAGAUUUCAAAGAAGGAUUCACAGAAAACACCCACCAAAAGAGAGUUAAUGAAUGACAGAAAUAUCCACGGCAGCUGCAGUAAUAGAUUUCCUUGAUGGCGUCUGCCAUCUCAAGGAACUAAGAAUAUCUUCACUUGUACUACUGUUUGGUCGUAAUAAAUGCUAUUGGAUUUGGCGAAAAAAAAAUGUACUGGCCCGCUGUAGGAUUAUGAUGGGCUUUUAUAUUUUAUGAACAAAUUUUAGGCUCAUGUUUCCAAGUUCUGUGUGGCGUACUCGAUGCAAAGUUUAAUUAUAAAAAC